CAUACUCACACAAUAAUCGUCUUGCAUGGUCGCGAUAGUGAGGCACAAGAGUUCAUGGCUGAGUUUUUCGAGUGCGAGGCAACCGGGUCUGAAACAGAUCGCACGCUACCAGCGCUUUUUCCUACUAUCCGCUGGGUGUUCCCAGAAGCAAAACCUCUUCAUUCUGAACGCUUUCAUAUCGAAAUGUCUCAAUGGUUUGACAUGUGGAGUGUGGAAGAUCAGCAAGAGCGAGCUGAGCUGCAAGUGGAAGGCUUGCGAGCAAGUGUCGAUCGCAUCGCCAAAUUAAUCCAGGACGAAGAGCUACUCGUACCCAGAGAGAGGAUAUUUUUAAGUGGAAUCAGCCAGGGGUUUGCGACUGUAUUAGCUACCUUCUUUGCUGACGGUAGAGGAGGCUUCGCUGGCCUAUGCGGAUUCUCUAGCUGGCUACCGCCCGCUGCCCAAGCUGUAUCAGAAGUAUAUGAAGUCGCGGGCAAUCCUAGUCACCAAUUGGCCGCCAUGCAGCGACUUUACCUUGGUAGAGAUGAGAUAUCGCCACUACAAAUGACCUCGACGCCUAUUCUUCUAGAGCACUGCCGAGACGACGAAGUUAUUGAUAUCCAGAGCGGGACUCGCCUGCGAGAUUUUUUAUAUCGAUUCGAUAUGGAGGUUGACUGGAAUGAAUAUCAAGAUGGAGGACAUUGGUUCAACGAGCCGCAAGGCGUCGACGAUUUUGUUAGGUUUCUG
Trichoderma atroviride IMI 206040 is the source of this 723-nucleotide messenger RNA. RefSeq lists its product as uncharacterized. NCBI's taxonomy places the organism in Eukaryota, Fungi, Ascomycota, Sordariomycetes, Hypocreales, Hypocreaceae. Gene Ontology annotation, molecular function: palmitoyl-(protein) hydrolase activity; carboxylic ester hydrolase activity. The record is from RefSeq and is a predicted model, not a curated record. Gene Ontology annotation, biological process: protein depalmitoylation. Gene Ontology annotation, cellular component: cytoplasm.